Molecule: messenger RNA, 3390 nt
Organism: Rotaria sp. Silwood2
Lineage: Eukaryota; Metazoa; Rotifera; Eurotatoria; Philodinida; Philodinidae
Source: the annotation of a GenBank genome assembly
AUGUUCCGCACAUUUAUAUACCAACAGCGCGAUGCUUACCUGUUGCAAUCCAAAUUCAGAAAGUUGGAACGACAUUCUCGGGAAAUACCGACUAAAAAAUGUUUAUAUGUUAUACCGGGAUUAGUAUCCCGUUCAUUUGAAUUUCCAAAUGAAGUUGAAGCUAAUAUCAUUCAAUCAUUGUUUGAAAAUUCACCUGUUUGGAUUCAACAAGAGUCAAAAUUAGUUGAAGAAUCACAAGUAAAAGUUGAUAAAUAUUCUAAUUUAAUGAAAAUAUCAUUUGGAUAUUUGGCAUCAACGACAGCUUAUUUUUGGAGUCAAAAUAUUAUAAGUGGUUCUAUGCUAGGAUGGAAACCAAAUAUUCGUCAGAAAUAUCUGACUAUUACAUAUCAAACUCACAUAUCAAUGGAAUUGAGAUUGAAUCAAGAUUCUUUAGAUAGAUACUUUAUAAUUUCAUUCGACAACAUUGGAAGUUAUACAAUAAUUUUGCCUCUUAAAGCAUCACCACGUUGUUAUCGUUUUAAUAAAUUUCUGAGAGGUCAAUCUAAUAGCCGACAACUUGAUUUCGGAAUUAUUAAUGAAUCAUGUUUAGCUAAUAGUUCUGCUAUAUGUUUAAAUUUCCAUGGAUACAAUUCAUUAGUAGCCUGUGCAAAAUUUUUGAUUGAUGUCAUGAAAUUAGAUUGUUACCAAGGUCAUAUCGAAUGCAUUGAAAUGCCAGUUCAAAAAUUGGAAUUUGAUCAGAUUUUAUCAGAUUUUUGGUCAAGUUAUGCUUUUCAAAUGCUAUUAACACUAGGAGAUCGAAUUAAAAAUCGAAUAACAUUAAAUAUUCUUCGUAAAAUUUAUCAUUUAUCAAAAUUAUCAAUCGGCCAGCAGUAUCCAAAUCAUCAAUGUUAUUCAAAAUUAACGGCUAUUUAUUAUCGAGCUCGAUACAAUCGUUUUUUUGAUAUCAACCAAGAGUUUGACAAUGUUGAACCAGUACUCUCAAGUAUUGUCUUGGAUAAAUGGGAAUAUGUACCUCGAAUAUAUUUAACGCCAUAUUGUGUUUAUCCUUUGCCAAUUAAACCAAUGCGAGGAAAUAGAAUCUUGCGUGAAAGAAAUCUGUUUGGUUCUGGCAAAAACUUUUGUCGUGUUAUCAUUCGAGAUGUCGAUCUCGGACUACCACAACAAGAUUUUAUGCAACUAAAUAAACAAUGGGUUAAAGAUUUAUUAGUAGCAGAAAGCUAUAUUACGGUUGGCAAUCGAACAUUUGAAUUUUUACUUUGUUCAAAUAGUCAAUUGCGUGAUCGAAGCUUUUGGUUUCACGCUCCUUAUCAUAAUUAUCGGGCAGUACAUAUAAGGAAUUGGAUGGGUGAUUUUUCAUCUGAAAAAUGUAUAGGAACACGAAUUGCAAGAAUGGCAUUGUCAUUAACUGGCACAACAGCAACUAUAAAAUUUCUAUCACAUGAAAUUGAACGCAUUGAUGAUAAAUAUGACGAUCAAGAUAGGACUUUUACUGAUGGAGCUGGUAAAAUUUCUCCGAUGGCAUUAGAAAAAGCAUUAAAGAUUUACAAUCCAGAACUAAUCGAAGAUAAUUAUAUGCCAUGUGUAAUACAAGCUCGGCUAAAUGGUAUAAAAGGAGUGUUUGUAAUGGCUCCUGAUUUAAGUGAUAGAGGUGUAUUGAUUCAGUAUCGUCCUAGCCAAUAUAAAUUUAAGGUGGAUCAUAAUGUUUUGGAAAUCGUCAAACAUUCUAGUUCCGGGAUGGUAUUUUUAAAUCGACAAGUGAUUGUAUUACUUGAAAAUAUGGGAAUAGGGCAACAUAUUUUUGUAAAAUUACAAAAUAAAGCAAGACAAAAAAUAUCAAUGUCACUAUUAGCAAACAAAACAGCUCAGCAUACACUUGAACAAAAUGUUCGAUCUUAUGAUUGGGAACGAAUGCGUCAAUCAGGUGUUCAAUUAACUCAAGAACCAUUUGUACGUUCACUUUUACUUUUACUGGCUCAAGAGAGAUUAAAACGAUUGAAAGAAAAAUCACAUAUUCAAAUUCCACUUUCCGAUGGACGAAUGUUACUUGGUGUUGUAGAUGAAACAAAUUCUCUUCAAUAUGGUCAAGUAUUUAUUCAACUUCGUGAUCUAAAUGGACAAUGUCAAAUAAUACAAGAUCGAAAGGUUCUAAUCACAAAAAAUCCAGCACAUUUUCCUGGUGACAUACGAAAGUUAGACGCUGUUGAUUGUCCAGCGCUCUAUCAUCUGUAUGAAUGUGUUGUCUUUCCUGCUCAAGGGCAACGUCCUCAUCCAAAUGAAAUAAGUGGUAGUGAUAUUGAUGGUGACGAAUAUUGGGUAUGUUGGAAUGAGGAUCUUGUCAACAAUGCUACAAUACAACAUCCACCAGCUACAUUCGAUGCAACUGAGAAAGUAAAACAUGAUGGCGAAAUUACAAUGAAAGAAAUGGCUGAUUUCUUUUUCAAAUAUUUGAGUUCUGACUCUCUGGGAAUUUUAUCUAACCGUCAUUUAGCUUGCUGUGCUCUGUCUGGACCAAGUCAUCCAGAUUCAUGUCGUUUAGCAAAAAUUAUUUCAGAAGCUGUUGAUUUUCCAAAAACUGGAGUACUUCCAAAAUAUCCAAAAGAUAUAACUAUUAAUCAAUAUCCUGAUUUUAUGCAAAAUAAAUAUAAAGAAUCAUUUGUAUCAAAUUCAAGUAUUGGAAUCAUGUAUCGAGAAGUCAGAACAGUCUGGGAAAUUCAUUUAGCAGAACAAGAUAAAUUAACAGAUCAAAAGAUUAAUGUUAAUAAAGAUUUCUUAAUACAUGGCUAUAAAAAAUAUAUUAAUCAAGCUCGAAAUGAACAUGAAUAUUAUUCUUCAAGAAUUAAUACAAUUUUAUCCACUUAUAAUUUAGAAAAUGAAUAUCAAUUAAUUACAGGAUGUCAUUCAUGUAUUGAAGAAGAAAAGAAAAAUAAUGAUUCAGUUGAAACUGCAUUAUUAGAAUUUCGACAUCUCAGCCAAGAAAUGAGAAUUAGGUUUGCAAGUGAUGGAUUAAAUUAUAUAGAAGGAUUACGUAAAACUAGUGCAUGGUAUCAUGUUGCAUAUGAAAAAGGUACUAUACUUAGUUUUGGUUGGAUUAUGAAUCGUUUAAUGAGUGAUAUCAUUAAACAAAAACAAAUAGUUCAAGAAGAACACCAAGCGUUGAAACGUAUUGGUAACGCGAUAUGUAUGCAUGAUCAUGAAAUACAUAUACGAGAAAUAGCUCGUUUAUCCAAUAUGGAAAAUGAAGAAUAUGAUGUAAAUGUCUCGGACACAGAAAGAUUAGGUUCCCUAUUUUUGAAACUUAUUGAGCAAUUUAAUCAAUCUAUGAAUGAACAAGAAUUUGCACAUCGCUUUUUAAUUUUCUUACAUAAAGUUGCGUUAAAUAUUUAUGAAUAA